Messenger RNA from Homalodisca vitripennis (glassy-winged sharpshooter), 683 nucleotides. Its product is annotated as cytochrome c oxidase subunit 5B, mitochondrial-like. NCBI's taxonomy places the organism in Eukaryota, Metazoa, Arthropoda, Insecta, Hemiptera, Cicadellidae. Gene Ontology annotation, cellular component: mitochondrial envelope. Gene Ontology annotation, biological process: mitochondrial electron transport, cytochrome c to oxygen. The record is from RefSeq and is a predicted model, not a curated record. The transcript is spliced from 3 exons. The coding region runs from base 92 to 451 and encodes 119 amino acids.
ACUUCUCUUUCUGUGUCUAUUGGUUGGUGAUAUUCUUGGGCUUGGUGACCUCUGUCGGACAUUUUAUAAGUUUUCAUUAAUUCUUACAAUAAUGGCUUUAAUCUGUGCGCGUUCAGUUGUGCAAAAUUCGUUUAGAAAAUUAUAUACUUCUAGUUCAAGUUUAGCUAAGGUGCUUGACGAACCUAUAAAUAUUGCAACAGGCAUAGAGAAGAGAGAAAUGUUGGCUAAAGCUGCUGGAAAUGAGAAUCCAUUCGACUUAAGAGUACUAAAGAGGGGCAAGGGAACCAAAGACUGCCCAAAUGAAAUUCCAUCAGCCACAGACGCCAGGAUCGUUGGCUGCAUCUGUGAAGAGGAUGCGACGGCUGUCUCGUGGAUGUGGCUGCAUCAGGGCCAGCCUCGACGUUGCAACUGCGGCUACUGGUUUAAAUUAGUCUACAAGCCUCCUGUAUAAUAGCCACUUGAAAUAUUGUAUCACCAGUAGUCAAUACAGUAUAGACUAUGUUUAAACUAAGCUGCCUGAACACCUAGGUAAUCCAAUUACAAAUGGUCUGCAAAUGAUUUCAUCAAUAAUACAAUGUGUUUAAAAAAAUGAUUUUGAUGUUUUACAACUUUGUUUCCUCUUUCCUGUGUAUGUGGCUGUAUUGUUGAUUUGUAAAUAAUUAUGAAAUAAAAAUUUAUUUGAA